CUCGGCCGAGCAGGAAGGAGGCUGGGUACUGGUUGAGGAGUAAGGAAUAGCAAAGUCUUCCAAAAAAUUGCAAAAUGGCGUUCUUCAUGAAACUCAAGAACCCUAAUCCCAAACUCUACGUUGGAACCAUUAUCCAUCGAACCGUAGUGACGACCAUGUCGGAAAUUAAGAGUUUUGUGUCCGCCGAAACUUUUAAUAAGAGAGCGAGCAUCGAUGCUGCAAAUUUGCCAAGUCCAAAGAGAAUAGCGGAUACCCAUGGUACCUAUCAAGGGUUUUUGGAUUUAAACAGUCUUGGCCGCUUUCUUAGUGAUAAAUCCAUCAAUCACUUGUGCCAGAAAAUGGCCCAAAGCAACACUCUUGUUCAGAUGGGACAAAAAUUACUUGAAUAUCUUGAAGGAGAUGCUCUAGCUGAUCAUGGUACUUCCAAACUUGAUGAGCGAAAACAUUUCAAAGCAGUGAAAAAAGUUUGGCAAAAUGAACACUUCAACGGCCUUCUCUAUAAAGCAUUACAUAUCCAGGACUCUUUCCUGCCCGACACAAUAGCAUAUAUUUCUAGGAAAUUUAUGCAUGAACGAUUUGAUGAACGGAUAGCUCAUAUCAAGAAAGAUUACUACUUCAAAUCUAGCAUGAAAGUGCGAGAACCUUAUGAAGGGACUUCUGUGAUGAGGCGACUCCUAUUGGUUCUAAUUGUAUACUGGAGUUGUGAAGAUGAGCUUCUCAAGUUGGAUAAAGUGGAAUGUACUGUUCCAGUAAAAGCUCCUGCGAACGAAUUUGCUCUUGGAUUUGUGAAUGUUGUGCAGCAAUUACUUCAGUCGAUGAAGCUGAAAGGUGCUCCUCAUGGUACAAUUGACGCAUUGCGUAGUGAAGUGGAAUCCUCUUGUGCAACGGAACCUGAUCCUUUCCUUGACGACGUGUUCUCUGCGAUGAGGAAAGCCAAAGUUUGGCUUUAUGAGGAAGGUUCUCCCGUUCCAGAUCUUCUUGGUGAAUGUUUCAUCAUGGAGCUUGCUGUUGAAAUCGAGAAUAAAAAUAGUCAUGCCCUUGUUGCUAUGGCAAAGACUUUUUUGGAAAAUUUAGAUUCUUUUGAUCUUGCUGCCAGUUGUAGCUCCCUAGUGCAGAGGCAUUCUGAUUUGUUGAGAAAAUUUCUGGUCGAUGCAGAUUUUAAAGAUGCAUUUCUUGAGAUAAGAAGACGGGAUUGGAACUUCCGCGAAAAAAUUCCACCAUAUAAUUAUGCAUACCACAUGAGAAGGAGCAAACAGAUUUUUUCAGAUGAUGCAGUUGAGGAUGCAAUGCAUCGGAUCAAGAGAGAUGCCUUCUGCACACGAUUUCUAAAAGAGAGGGAGACUGCUGCUAUGUUGAGGGGAUUCCUGGUCAUUUUGUUUGCAUACCAUGCUCCUGAAAUUCUGAAGUUUGUCGAUGGAUUUCCCCCCAAUUAUCCCAGGGAAGCUAAACACAUUUUUUAUCAAUCUAAUUUUGCUGGUGAUGUUGCGGAAUUAAAGGCGGCGGUGGACAAGGAAUGUAAUGCUGACCCAGAUUCGCGAUCUCGCUUUGUGUUUCGUAAGCUUAUGUGUAUUCAGUUUCAACAUGAAGUUUGUCGUAGAAUGAUUUGGUAUGAUAUUCACGGGUUUUAUAGAGCUCUGUGGACGGAGGAUGAUAGAUAUUCAGUUGAGUUUGAAAGUUAAGUUCCAGUCAGCCUAACAUCAGAUCUAGUUAAUUCUCAAAGUGUUUGUUUAUAUUUGGCAUUUAGAUAUUCAUUUAUUCAUAAAUAAACAGUUAACUAUUCAAGUCUAAAUCAUUUUUUUCUUAAUUUUUGAAACUUUUUAUUGUAUUGUGACUUUUUAUAAACUAGAAAAUUGUGUAGUGACUUUUGCAAAAACAGUAAGCCAUGGAUUACAUCUAAUGGAUAAAAAUGGGAACUGAGCAGCUUCCUUUGUUAUUAGGUAAAAAUGGUUGAGAAGAAUACUUUCAUUUGGAUGCAGUCAAUGUUCUAAAAUUCGCUAGGCGCUAGUCGGGCGGCCAAGCACCGCCUAGCGCCUAGGGCGACUAGGCGCCAAUUAAUCGCCGACUAGGCGGUCAACUCGGUUUCAACAUAAUACCAAAAAAUAAAAAUAUUCUUGACAAAAAUAAUAUAUCAAACAGAUAAAGUUAAAAGUGUAAACACAAUAAACAUUUUUCAUAUUACCUAGUACUUCGUAUAAUAAUUAAUAAGUUAGGAGUUAGGAGUUAGGACUGCUUGGUUUACAAUAAUUAGGACUUAGGAGGUUUCUUUGAAGAUUCUUCACUGCUUUGUUCCUUGAUCGGUUGAUCCUUUAGAUGGAGAUGUAAUCCAUAAUCCUCCAUGCGACUGCAUUCUUUAUACUCCAAAGCAGAAAAGGGCAAUGAAAGUUCCAAUUAAGAUAAAACCAACAAUGCUUUGUAUCACUUUGGUUAUAAAAAAGGUCUGAGCAGAAAAGUUAAGCAAGGGUCAGACCAACUAAUUUCUUAACAAUUAGCAAUUUAGCAUUAACUAAAGAGAGAAGAAACUUUGUACAUCAUCAAUUAUGAGCAGUACCAUAUCCAACUUUCAAAAUGUUAAUAACUCCUUUUCUUCUGAAGUUCAAAUUCAAAUAAAGCCAUUAAGACAACAACUAAAAAUAUCAGGAAGAUUCUUGUUUUGCAAAAGAAAAACCAUGUUGGUUUGAUGUCUAAUUUAUAUCAGGUGGUGUUAUUAUACGAACUACCAAAUACUUAAAUAGUAAGUUAAUAAUUUGCAGGUAUAUUACAAGAGAGAAAGAGAGAAAACAGUGGAGCAUGCUUUUUAACAAAAUAUUUACAAUUCACAAAUACAACCAGUUACAAUGUUCAGGAAAAACAAUAACAAGAAGAACGACUCUAUCAAAUAGCAUAAUGAAUAGAAUGAAAAGUAAUAGGAAGGGGAUAAAAAACGUGUACUCGUUUGUAGCUCAUGCAUAUAGUGAACUACAAACCAUGACAAAUUAACACAAAAUAGAACAUUGUUUUAUUUUCUAACAUUAUUUUAGGAUGCUUAGCAAAUGAAAAGUAAUUUAAAUUCCUAAAACCAUAAAACUACAACAUUACUAUCAAGUAUCAAUCAAGAAGGUAGUCAUCACAUAUUUUCAUCAAUGGAAGAUAGAGAAAUAGACAAACUUAUUAUUCUCAACUUUUUUAAGAAUAACAAGUAAUUGAAAUAAAUCACUAGUUAAAGUUUACAUUAAUUCUUUGAGGAAUUUUAUCAAACAUCAUAAUUCAUUCCAAAUUCCUAUCAAACUAUCUCAAUUAAGUAUCACAUCUCAAGAAAAAUCAGCAAAUAUUUUAAUAACCUGCAAGGACAAUGUGAACAGAAUACCAUUUACAAUAUAUGCUUAACAACAUAACCAUUUUCACAAAACUGAGCUCAAACUUUUGCCCUGUGGCCAUUGACCCAUUGCAUCCAGUAAAUCUAACACGAUUUUCCUUUUUUAGUUGACUCGUUUAAACAUUCAAAAUCAAAAUCAGAAGCACUUGGAUUAAUUGAAUUGUAAUUGCUAGACCUUUGAAAAGAAAAACAUAAAGAACUAUCUUAAUAACAAAGUAACUAUAAUAAUACAUCAAAAAUAUUUUUGCCAGGACGGCUGGAUACAGAAUAGUGGAGACGCUGGUUCAACUAAGAAGAGAAUCCGUCAAGGCGUCAACUAUGGCCGCCGUUCGCCCAUUCCAUCGAAGAGAACAGAGUCGUAUACUUUAUUAGGUUUAACUUCUAAGUGGACUGGGCGAAGAGAAAAAAGGGUGUACUCUAUCAAGUGGGAGGUAAAGAGAGUCUGAACUGACUAAUCUCUUACCUAGGCAGACGACUAAUCGGCGAUUACUAGGACUGGACGGACGACUAAUCGGUAGAGCGACUUUGGAGCCGAAAACAACAAAAUCUCCACGGCACCUAGCCGUCUAGCGAUUUUUCGGCGACUAGGCGCCCGCCUUUUCCGACUUUUAGAACCACGGAUGCAGUUGAGAGUUAUAAAAAAAGAAUCUCUUUUGAUUAGAAAAUAUAGACCGAGAACGUGUUUAGAUAAUUAGUUAAAAAAUUAAGACUCCUCAAAUGAAGGGCUAAUAGUUGACCUUGGGUGGUAUUUCUAGCUUCCACACUCUAGUCCAUGUCACUUCCGGUUGAGUAUUUCGGGUCAAUAACCGAUAACAGCUCCGAAUCGAAUAAAUGCCCCCUAGCCUCCGUUGCCGAAAUUUGUGCAUCUUCCCCAUGCUCGGGUUGUAUAGGUAUGCUGGCGAUUAAGUCCCUAUCCUCGUUAAAUAAAUCCGCAAGAAUAUCAAAAUCCCAAUCAGUCCCAUCUUCGUCAUUAUAGACUGAACACAAAUAUCUUCAAGCCCUGAUAAAAUGUUACUAGCUGGACGACCUUCUUUAGGAGACUAGGAGUAAUGAGCCAAUUAUCUUUCAAAACCCGCAUCGAUUUGCUGCUUCCAAUAAGAAAGCACAACCUCUUCUUGACCGCCAGUAUAGCUGCCACAAUGCUACAUUGCUACGCCAAAUAAGGGAAGGAUUACUUCCGCACUUAGUUCCAAGAAUAUUAUCAUGAUUAAAAUAUUUGGCCUUUUGCAUUUAUCAACCAAAGAAGACGGAUUUUUUAAUAGGCGUCAGUGCGUCACACCUUUUUGCCUAACGUAGCAAUAUUGAACUCUCGUAAUUUCCGAAAGCCCAAUCCACGCUUCGGUUUGGACUACAAAGAUCACCCCAAGUUUUCCACCUGAUUUCUUUUCGGGAUAAGGGUCAGUUUGGUCCUCGAAGUUGCAAAAAAGGGGUCAAAUAAGUCCUUAUAUAGAAAAUUUUGUCCGGACGUGCCAUUUGAGGUGGCUCCCGGUGGAAUUUUUUGAUGAAAUUUUUUGAGCAUCUUAUUCAUUAAGUCUAGUUUACUCAUACCAAAUUUCAAAUAAAAAUUCAAUCGGGAAGACAUUCAAAUGAAUCCAUGAAGAUAACUGUGCCGUUAAAAGCGCAGUCAUCUGAAAGUGGUGGUGGAGCGCGAUACUGACUCGGAAGAAAGUUCAUCGGAAGAAGAGGGCCAAGAAGAGGUCUUGGUAAGAGAAUCAGAAACAGAAGAAGAAGAAGAAGUUAAAGGAAGAGGGGAUGAAAAGAAAGUAGAAGAAGUCUCUUCCUUAAAGAAUGGGAAACCUCAUAUCACUAUUAGUCUUAAAAAAAUCUGCAAGGUUUGCAAGAGAACUGGCCAUGAAGCGGGAUUCAAGGGGGCGACCUACAUUGACUGCCCAAUGAAGCCCUGUUUUCUCUGCAAAAUGCCCGGGCAUACCACAAUGUUUUGUCCACAUCGAGUGUCAACGGAAUUUGGUGUAGUGCCGUCACCGCGUAGGAACAAGGAAAAUCCUUUGGAAUAUUUUUUCCAACGCCAGAUUCAACCCCACAUUCAUCCAAUCAGGCCAACAUUUGUGAUCCCAGAUCAAGUGCAAUGUGCUGUUAUUCGAUAUCAUAGCAGACGGGUCACAUGCCUGGAGUUCCACCCUACUAACCACAAUAUUCUUUUAUCUGGUGAUAAGAAAGGACAACUUGGAGUCUGGGAUUUUGUGAAAGUACAUGAGAAGAUGGUCUAUGGAAAUAUACAUGGCUGCAUACUUAAUAAUAUGAAGUUCAGUCCAGCAAAUGAUGGAUCCGUAUAUGCUGCAUCUUCAGAUGGAACAGUUAGCUACACUGAUAUAGAAACUGGAAUUUCUUUGUCAUUGAUGAACCUUAAUCCUGAUGGAUGGCAGGGAGCAAGCACUUGGAGAAUGCUUUAUGGGUUGGAUGUAAAUCCAGAAAGAAAUGUUGCACUCAUUGCUGAUAAUUUUGGAUACCUAUAUAUGGUUGAUGUUAGGAGCAAUAGUGUAAUUGGUGAACCAAUUUUGAUUCACAAGAAAUCAAGUAAAGUCGUUGGUCUUCACUGCAAUCCUUUUCAGCCAGAUCUUCUGUUAAGCUGUGGAAAUGAUCACUUUUUUUGGCUAUCCUCUCUAUUCCAGUUUUGUAUAUGGGACAUGCGGCUGUUGAAAUCUGGAUCUUCUCUGUGCAACCUACCACACAAACGUGUUGUAAACUCAGCGUACUUUUCUCCGCAUAGUGGUAGCAAGAUACUUACAACUUCACAGGAUAAUCGACUUCUUGUUUGGGAUUCAAUAUAUGGUAACCUUGAUACUCCUAGCAGGGAAAUUGUUCACAGUCAUGAUUUCAAUCGACACCUUACUGCUUUUCGAGCAGAGUGGGACCCAAAAGAUCAUUCGGAGUCGCUUGUUGUCAUUGGGCAUUACAUAAGCGAGAAUUUCAAUUGAACUGCCUUGCACCCCAUCGAUUUUAUAGAUAUCAACACAGGACAGUUGGUUGCUGAAGUGAUGGAUCCGAACAUAACAACAAUCAGUCCUGUGAAUAAGUUGCAUCCACGUGAUGAUAUUCUUGCAUCUGGAAGUUCAAGGUCACUUUUUAUUUGGAGGCCAGUGGGGGAAUCUGAGGAAAGGGAUGAGCAGAAGAAGAUUUUAGUUAUGGGGCAUGCUGAUAAGAAGAUGCGAAAGACAUUUGGUGAUGCUGACAGUGAUGAAGAUGGAGCUAGUGGUAAGAACAUCAAGGAAAAGAAGAACAUGAAUGUUGCUUUGAAAUCUCAGUCUCUCAGUCUCAAAAAGAAGAACAGCUAGUUUUUUUUCUGCAUUGUCUAAUGAUUUCCCAAGAUACAUAUGCAGCUGUUUUGUAUAGUUUAAUAGUCCCAACUUCACAAUUUUGUGUAGAACUUGGCCAGGUGAAGAAAUGUUGUCUUUUAUGGCAUGUUGAGCAGUUUAGCCUCUCUCUCUGGUCAUGGGUCACUCUUUUCCUUCAUUGUAGACUUGGUAGUGAUGCAGCCUGACCCAUAAAGUAGUUGGGACAUUAUUUAACGUGUUAUUUUGUUAUGCAAAAUUUGAUCGCUCCAUUGUGUAAAGUAUUGCUGGGUUAUAUAUUUUGCUAUUUUAUGGUUUACUAUCUA
Messenger RNA from Cuscuta epithymum, 6968 nucleotides. The record is from the annotation of a GenBank genome assembly. NCBI's taxonomy places the organism in Eukaryota, Viridiplantae, Streptophyta, Magnoliopsida, Solanales, Convolvulaceae.